Molecule: messenger RNA, 1234 nt
Organism: Pteronotus mesoamericanus
Lineage: Eukaryota; Metazoa; Chordata; Mammalia; Chiroptera; Mormoopidae
Gene: KCNJ1
Product: potassium inwardly rectifying channel subfamily J member 1
Exons: 2
Coding region: 59-1234 (391 amino acids)
Biological process (GO): regulation of monoatomic ion transmembrane transport; potassium ion import across plasma membrane
Cellular component (GO): plasma membrane
Molecular function (GO): ATP-activated inward rectifier potassium channel activity
Source: RefSeq, a predicted model, not a curated record
AGAAAUCAGCCUGCAUCCAGAGACCAACCCCCAACACCACUUCUUUGCUGUUCCAGCCAUGGAGGCUUCAGAUCGGAACAUGUUUAGGGUGUUGAUCAAGGCGUUGACAGAAAGAAUGUUCAAAUAUCUUCGGAAAUGGUUUGUCACUCACUUUUUUGGGCACUCUCGGCAAAGAGUGAGGCUGGUUUCCAAAGACGGAAGGUGCAAUAUAGAGUUUGGCAAUGUGGAGGCACAGACAAGGUUGAUAUUCUUUGUGGACAUUUGGACGACUGUCCUUGACCUCAAAUGGAGAUACAAGAUGACCAUCUUCAUCACAGCCUUCUUGGGGAGCUGGUUCCUCUUUGGUCUCCUGUGGUACGCGGUAGCCUAUAUUCAUAAAGACCUCCCUGAGUUCUAUCCAUCUGCCAACCACACCCCUUGUGUGGAGAAUGUUAAUGGUUUGACCUCGGCUUUUCUGUUUUCUCUGGAAACGCAAGUGACCAUUGGAUAUGGAUUCAGGUAUGUGACGGAACAGUGUGGCACUGCCAUUUUUCUGCUUAUCUUCCAGUCUAUACUUGGAGUCAUGAUCAAUUCCUUCAUGUGUGGCGCCAUUUUAGCCAAGAUCUCCAGACCCAAAAAGCGUGCGAAGACCAUUACGUUCAGCAAGAAUGCGGUGAUCAGUAAGCGGGGUGGAAAGCUGUGUCUCCUAAUUCGCGUGGCUAAUCUUCGGAAGAGCCUCCUCAUCAGCAGUCACAUAUAUGGGAAGCUUCUGAAGACCACAGUCACUCCUGAAGGAGAGACCAUUAUUUUGGACCAGACCAAUAUCAACUUUGUAGUUGACGCUGGGAAUGAAAAUUUAUUCUUCAUCUCUCCACUGACAAUUUACCAUGUCAUUGAUCACAACAGCCCCUUUUUCCACAUGGCAGCAGAAACCCUUCCCCAGCAAGACUUUGAAUUAGUGGUGUUUUUAGAUGGCACAGUGGAAUCAACCAGUGCUACCUGCCAAGUCCGGACAUCCUAUGUCCCAGAAGAGGUGCUUUGGGGAUAUCGUUUUGCUCCCAUAGUAUCCAAGACCAAGGAAGGGAAAUACCGAGUGGAUUUCCAUAACUUUAGCAAGACAGUGGAAGUGGAUACCCCUCACUGUGCCAUGUGCCUUUAUAAUGAGAGAGAUGCUAGAGCCAAGAUGAAGAGAGGCUACGACAACCCCAACUUCAUUUUGUCAGAAGUCAACGAGACAGAUGACACUAAAAUGUAA